GCUCUGCGCAUGGGCGGGAGCCCUCAGCGCUUUGCCGCGCAGUGCGCAGGCGCGCUCAGGACUCUCACGCGCUGGUGCCGGCGCCGGAGCGGCCGCUUUCCCUGCGAGGCCGGGUCACUGAUUUGCCACUCUGCAGAUUACACAACUCUACACCCGUUGCCAUGGAUGAACUGCAGGAUGUGCAGCUGACAGAGAUCAAACCCCUCCUGAACGAUAAGAAUGCUGCUCAGAACUUCCAGGACUUUGACUGCCAGGAGCAUGACAUCGAGACAGCUUUUGGAGUUGUCCAUGUCACCAUGCGGGGCACCCCAAAGGGGAAGAGACCUGUCAUCCUCACUUACCACGACAUUGGCCUCAACCACAAAUCCUGUUUCAAUGCUUUCUUUAACUUUGAAGACAUGCAGGAGAUUACCCAGCACUUUGCUGUGUGCCAUGUGGAUGCGCCAGGCCAGCAGGAGGGAGCUCCCCCUUUCCCGACUGGGUACCACUAUCCUAGUAUGGAUGAAUUGGCUGAAAUGCUGUCUGCUGUUCUAACCCACCUGAGCCUGAAAAGCAUCAUUGGGAUUGGAGUUGGAGCUGGUGCUCACAUCCUCAGCAGGUUUGCACUGAAUCACCCCGACCUGGUGGAGGGGCUUGUGCUUAUCAAUGUUGAUCCAUGUGCAAAAGGCUGGAUGGAUUGGGCAGCAGCCAAGUUUUCAGGCUGGACGACCAACAUAGUGGACAUUGUCUUGGCUCACCAUUUUGGUCAUGAAGAACUGCAGGCUAAUCUGGACCUGAUCCAGACUUACAGACUCCAUAUUGCACAGGACAUUAACCAAGAGAACCUUCAGAUGUUUCUUGCCUCGUAUAACAGCCGCAGAGACCUGGAAAUUGAGAGGCCAGUUCUGGGCAUCGGUGAAAACACAACAAAAACAUUCAAGUGCCCUGCCUUAUUAGUGGUUGGUGACAGCUCGCCUGCCGUUGAAGCUGUGGUUGAAUGUAACUCACGUCUGGACCCCAUCAACACUACGCUCCUGAAGAUGGCAGACUGUGGAGGGCUGCCCCAAGUGGUUCAGGUAAGAAUUUGUCUCUGUUCUCUGGCUCGUGUUUUCCACAGCCUGGCCCCAGCUCUGCACAUGUUAACACCUCAUGUUUUGUCUCCUCAGCCUGGGAAGCUGACAGAAGCCUUCAAGUACUUUGUGCAGGGAAUGGGCUACAUGCCAACAGCUAGUAUGACUAGACUGAUCCGCUCCCGUACCCACUCCUCCUCCAGUGUGGGCUCUGGAGAGAGUGCCCCCAGCCAGUCGCACAUCAGCAACCAAGGGGAGGGGACUGCUGGUCCCCCAGAAGCAGCUGAUGUCCAGGACACACCGCAAACCAUGGAAGUAUCCUGCUAAGAGGAAACUUUCUGGAUCCAGACAACUUCAUCCUCCCCACAGACCCCACCCAGAAUCUCUAGCAUUUCAUCUAGCAAAAACGAGAGUUUUCUCUAACCUGUGCAUGCGCAUCCAAGCCGCUGCCUCCUUGAUAGUCUGUGCUUGGUGCUACUUUGGUCCUUUUUGUAUGUCUCUGGGAACAGAACCACUUUAAAAGUCAUUAACAUUCCACAGGCCCAGUGAAUCCAGUUGCUAUACAUGCUCGUGCCCCCUCCUUUCUGUGCUUUCUGUGCUGUGUAUCGAUCCAACAACAGCCAUUGUUUCCCUCUUUAAUUUAAAUCUGAUGUCUGUGGCUUUGUGAGGUUAGAAUUGCUUCCUAGUCGUGCUUCUGCUAAAGGACAUUAGGACUUUUGUGGUGCAGUUCUUAGGGCAUUUGGGGGGUGAGAGGAAGCGAGCCCACAAUGGUGCAAAACUCCAGGCAUGGGAGGCGAGUCUUAUUCCACACAGAGCGCUGAGCACGGCAAAGCGUCCUUGCACUCCUCGGGCUGGUGGGGUUCAAAGCACUCCUGGGGGGAUGGGACAGUCAUAACUAUUGUCUUGGUCUCGUGUGUUCAGAAUGAGCAGAGCCAUCUCUUACCUGAACCUCUUGAAAGGGCAAAGGAAUUUAAUGAGUUAAUUCUCACUAAUUAAAAUGCACUAUUAAGCAGAGUACAAGGGAUUACACUGUUGGACAGCUGUGACCGUGGCUUUGUCGACCCACAGGGACCCUCCAGAGCAGUUAGCAGGAGGGCCGGAUGCAGACGGGAUCGUUUAUAACAUGUGGUCACGUGUCCUCAUAACUGGACUCUUUGCUGUGACUUUUAGAAAACUCUAACACUCAGUACGUUGUGAAGUGGGCAGCAGUGCCCAGCUGCAGGCCUGGGAUCCAGAAAUGAGCCGUGGGGGAGCUUGCUGUUCCUGCUGUGCCAGCAUCCACUUAGCACUGCCACACGGCCCAGCUGGAUUGCUAGAGCAGGGUAUCCCAAUUCAGUUGUUGCUGCAAAAAUGCCAGUGAAUCUGACUCCAGUCAGAGAUGGCCUGUAUUCCCAGGCCUGGAGCUUGUGGCUAACCAAUGGCUAGGGAAUGUCACCCUGCAGAUUCUGUCUUCAUUGAAUUCACAAGUCUGUUGCUCUUUUUGUAUGUGGUGAAUCACAGAGGAUAGCAGGCAAAUUAAUGACCCAGUCACACAGCAUGGGAACUCUUCACUGAGAUGAGGGAUAAGCUGUCAGGUCACUGCAGGUCUUUUGAUAAAGUCAAGGUAACGCAUCCUCUUUCCGCUGCUUCCCAGUUCUGACUGGUAGGGAACUGGCUCCUCAGAGCUUUCAUAUUCUGCUCCGCUCAGGUAGGGAAUGGGACCGGGAGGCUCUGGCUGAGGGGCACUUUGUACCAAUUAUUAAAUAAAGCUACAAAUGAGUCAUUGUUA
Messenger RNA from Dermochelys coriacea (leatherback sea turtle), 2817 nucleotides. RefSeq names its product NDRG family member 3 (gene NDRG3). The record is from RefSeq and is a predicted model, not a curated record. Gene Ontology annotation, biological process: signal transduction. Lineage: Eukaryota; Metazoa; Chordata; Testudines; Dermochelyidae. Gene Ontology annotation, cellular component: cytoplasm. The transcript has 15 exons. The coding region runs from base 162 to 1376 and encodes 404 amino acids.